Messenger RNA from Prorocentrum cordatum, 515 nucleotides. The record is from the annotation of a GenBank genome assembly. Lineage: Eukaryota; Dinophyceae; Prorocentrales; Prorocentraceae.
GCCGAGGGUCGGGGGCUCGACGCGGCGCUGCGCGGGUGGCAGUCGACAGCGGGCGAGACGAGCCUGGCGUUGUCUUUCCGCGUGUUCAGGGGGGCCUCUGCUGUCGCGGCAGCGCCGGCCGCCGCGCGUUCGCCUGUCGGCGCGAUGGCCGAGCUCAAGCAUCUAACCGCGUCAACAGCUUCGCUGGCCCGCGCGGCGCGGAUGGCUCCCGGACGCGACAAUCUGAAGAAGUGCCUCGUGGAUAAUUGGAUGGAACGGCACAAGGCUGGCGAUCUCGUCCGAUCCCACAGGCUGUUGCACACCGAGCUGAAGGGCGUGUGCAGCUACGGCCUGGCCGGGCGGAAGCCCGUGCGGGCGGCCGAGCCCGACUGGGGCGCGGCGUUGGCGGACGUCGUCGGCGACGACCUGGAGGGCUUCACUGUCUACGCGUGGUGGUGCACCGGGGCCUGCGAGUAUACCCCCCACUGUUCGGCCUUCAGGCCGAUGCGCUACGUCUCGGAGGCCGCGGUCAACGG